Yamadazyma tenuis ATCC 10573 is the source of this 1925-nucleotide messenger RNA. RefSeq names its product methylenetetrahydrofolate dehydrogenase (NAD(+)) (gene BAS1). Gene Ontology annotation, molecular function: methylenetetrahydrofolate dehydrogenase (NAD+) activity; methylenetetrahydrofolate dehydrogenase (NADP+) activity. Gene Ontology annotation, biological process: purine nucleobase biosynthetic process. The record is from RefSeq and is a predicted model, not a curated record. NCBI's taxonomy places the organism in Eukaryota, Fungi, Ascomycota, Pichiomycetes, Serinales, Debaryomycetaceae. Gene Ontology annotation, cellular component: cytosol.
AUGGAACCCACCACGAAGAAGCUCGACAAAGUCGACCCCUUGUCGGUGGCCGAAUCCUUGGGUAUUCGUACCUAUAGAAAGGUUUCUCGAAACACAUGGACUCCUGAUGAUGAUGCAGAACUCAUAGGAACAUUGAAACAGAUCCUGGCGGUGGACCUUGGUGAAAUCGACGCAGACACCAUCGACUGGGACUUAUUGGCGUCUAAGUUGACCCACCAGCACCGCAAACCCAAAGACUAUAAGAAGAGAUGGGUGACAUCUCUUGAUCCCAAUGUACGCAAAGGCCGGUGGACCAAAGAAGAAGAUGACCAGUUGAUCGAAGCGUACGCCCGCUUCGGGCCCUCGUGGCAGAAGGUUGCAUCUCACAUACGAACACGUACCAUGGAUCAAUGUGCCAAGCGGUAUACCGAAGUGUUGGAUCCUAAGACCAAAGACCGCUUAAACCCCUGGUCUCGCGAGGAAGAAAUGCUACUUAUCAAACAAAUUGGUAUCCACGGCACCAAAUGGCGAAGUAUUGCCAGUAACUUCAAGAACCGGCCGGCGUUGACGUGUAGAAAUAAAUGGAGAACCAUUGCUUUGGGAGUGGCUAGAGGCAGAGCCCAUCCCCACAUAGCAGCUGAGGUGGAAAAAAUCACCAGCAGAAAAGAGGUGUUGGAUGCCACCGCUGACGUUUCACCGGCAUCUACCUCGCCGGCGUCCACCGGAGCCCAGCCAUUGGUCCCCCCGUCACAGUCUCAAUUGCGUCACACCCUGGCAGAAUGGCGGUAUACCCUCACCCCCUCCGAAUCGACACCAGCAUCGUUUAUGCCGCCUGCAAAAGAUAUGGGUGUCAUCAAGGAUGAGGCCACAGUGCGCCUCUUACUCGAUUAUGCCAACUCCUACGGCCUUAAACUUGACAUUCACCAGCACACCCAUCAUCACUAUGCCCCCCCUCCUCAUCCGUUCAACCAUAUAGCAGCUUCUCCUCCAGACUUUGCAAAUAUCGGGGCCAGUCCGGGCUUGGGCCCAGUCCAGCCGUCCAACCGGUCCAUAUUUCUAGAGCCCGAAGCCCAGUUGCACCGUUUCCAACAUUUCAACUACUUACCUCCUUUAACAGAGGUACCCAAGUUAACCUCGUCAUCGUCACCGGUGAUGACGGCCAGCGAACGUAACGGCCGUGAUAUUCGCCAAGCCCAGUCGCCUUCGGGCCUAACGCCGCUCACCCAAGCAGCAGAGCUUGCGGUGGGAGAAGUAGUGAGGAAAAGGAAGAAUAAUGACUAUGGCCUAGACUCCACCGGCUCUAAGAAACUCAAAUCCGAAGGCGAUGGUGGUUUUUUUGAACAGAUACGACACUUGACCGAUAUUCUGCAGUCUUCCCGUGGUGAACCUAAGUCCAACGGUGGUACCGAUGGAGAGGGAAAUAUUUCUGGCCAACGGCCGGUUUCGCAGCACCACCCGUUACACUAUUUCACGGGAGGUACAACUCCACAAGCAAAUAUACCCACUCCAGCGGCCCCUCGACCAACAAACCGAGAUGAGGAUGAGGAAGAGGAUGAAGAGAUGCGAUCUUACGGGCUCUUCUACCAAUCUUAUCGGAAAUCGAGAUCCAAUUCCCAUUUUGAGCCUGGGGUACCGGUUCCCUCUACUGCGAACCCUACCGCGAACUCGGCCGCCCGUACCUCCAACCCUGCCACCAGAGCUCCCGCGACGCUGGCAGAGGCCCCCCCAACUGCUUCCCAGGAAAAGCACAGUCCCGGAAGCAGCAACCAUGAAAACGAUCAUGAUCACGAUGGCUACAACUUUGUCUACGAAAAUCUCCUAGGAAGCUUUGGCAUGAUGCCCUUUAACCCUUCAUAAUUGUAAUAUAGUAAUUCCCAUUGCAGCUACCGUCUGUGUGCAGCAGCAGUGCGAAUUUGUACAAACAUUUUAAUACACAUUAGAAACCA